Molecule: messenger RNA, 2608 nt
Organism: Owenia fusiformis
Lineage: Eukaryota; Metazoa; Annelida; Polychaeta; Sabellida; Oweniidae
Source: the annotation of a GenBank genome assembly
CUAUUUUCCAAUAAAUACAACCACUAAUUGAUCCUCGAUUAAUAUUUAAAAUACAUAAUGCAACUAUAGAGUUUGUUUCAAUUCAAAAACAAAUUUAUGAUCAUUGCAUGCCACACAAAAAUGAGAAAUAAUGAUUGCUUACAGAACUAUAUCCUCUGACUCAAAAUUUCGAGAGCAUUUCCGCUGUGCUGUUCGGUCAAUGUCUGCAAAAUUGAGCCAUCAGUCGUAGUUUUCAAAAUAAUACCUGUUUUCAGUCGAUGUUCCGCAAGACAACUUCAGAUUGAGCAUUCAAUGGUGAAAUUGGAUCUCCGUCUGCGUAAAGCACUAGGAUUUACCCGUAGGCACUAUGUCUGUACUCCCUUUUACACCUCCGAUUGUAAAGAGACUUUUGGGUUGGAAAAAAGGAGAUUUGGACAAGGAAGAUAGGUGGUCUGAAAAAGCUGUCAAAAGUUUGGUGAAGAAGCUAAAAAAGACAGGAGGUUUAGACGAACUAGAGAAAUCUAUAACCACACAAGACUCUAACACUAAGUGUAUUACUAUUCCAAGUGCUGAAAAUUACAGGUCCCUAGACGGGCGACUGCAGGUACAACAUAGGAAAGGUCUACCACACGUUAUAUACAGUCGAUUGUGGCGGUGGCCUGACUUACAAAGCCAUCACGAGCUGCGAGCAACUGAGAAGUGCAAAUUUUCCUUCAAUCUUAAACUUGACGAAGUGUGUGUGAAUCCUUACCAUUAUACAAGAGUAGAAGCUCCAGUUCUGCCACCAGUCCUGGUGCCAAGACAUACCGGUGAAAUUCCAGCUGAGCCUCCCACCAUAGACGAUUACAAGAACACUGUGCCUGAGAACACUGACCUACCUAGUGGCCCUGGGAACUUCAAUCUUGGAAACGAUAUAGACCCUCCUCCUGGAUACAUGAGCGAGGACGGUGAGAAUGAGAAUGGAAGUGAAGCAGGAAUGGAUGCAAUGGACAUGCCAGCUAGUCCCCCAGCAGAUGCCCAGCCUGUCACAUACACAGAGCCCACAUUCUGGUGCUCAAUAUCCUACUAUGAACUGAACCAACGGGUCGGGGAAACAUUUCACGCCUCACAGCCCUCACUGACAGUGGAUGGCUUCACCGACCCAUCCAACUCUGAGCGCUUUUGUCUUGGCCUCCUUUCUAAUAUAAACAGGACACAACCUGUAGAAAUGACAAGAAGACACAUUGGUAAAGGUGUAAGACUGUAUUACAUCGGUGGAGAGGUGUUUGCUGAGUGUUUGAGUGAAAGUGCAGUAUUUGUUCAGAGUCCAAAUUGCAAUCAGAGGUAUGGCUGGCAUCCUGCUACUGUUUGCAAAAUACCACCAGGGUGCAAUUUGAAAAUCUUCAAUAAUCAAGAAUUUGCCACAUUGUUAGCGCAGUCGGUUAAUCAAGGAUUUGAAGCAGUCUACCAGUUAACUAGAAUGUGUACCAUAAGGAUGAGCUUUGUUAAAGGAUGGGGAGCAGAAUAUAGGCGACAGACUGUAACAAGUACGCCAUGCUGGGUGGAAAUCCAUCUAAAUGGACCUUUACAAUGGCUGGACAAAGUCCUCUCUCAGAUGGGUUCUCCUAGAGGCCCAUGUUCCAGCAUGUCUUAAACAAUCUCUAAACACUGUUGAUACCAACUAUAAGGAAUGUUCUCCAUGUGAGGAGGACAGUUCUGAAAUCCCUUAAGUGGCUCCUCUAAUUUAACAGCAUACUGAGAUACAGUGAUCCGAGGUACAUUGCAAAUGACCAGGAGGAAUGAUGCUGUUAAAAAGCAUCUCAUGUAAUUAUUAUAUUAUAUGAUAUGCGGCAGAGAUGUUCGACUUGGAGGUAGCUGCUGGAGAAUGAAUCUGUUCUCUGCAAGUGAUUCUAUUGAAGAAUCAGAGUCAAAUAUAUAUAGGAAUACAUACAUUCAGGAGUGUGGUACUACAUGAGUCCUGAAGUCCGGAGCCAGGUAGUUUUGAUCUGACCUUGUUAAUUAUUUCAUCUAUUAAGAAUAUUGGUCAGAAAUUCAUUUUCGACUAGUAUGUGUGAAUUUCUUAUGGCACACCCUGAAUAUGAGUGGACAGAUGUGACAUAGAAAAAGAAAUUAUGAAUCUAAAUUCAAAGAAGAAAUGCAGUACAGCACAACACACGCAGGAGAAGAAAAUUCUAAUUACUCCUAAAUGCUAGCGUAGGCCAGACUGAAGAAACUUAUGUAAUUCAAAUCUCAUCAAUUAUUGAAGGCAAGCGAAUUCAUUUCUCAUGAUUUUUGAGUGUGUAUGCUGUUAUAUAACUGUAAUGGACCUCAGGCCUGUAGCCAGGAUUUCUCAAGUGGGGUUCUCUUUUUGUUAAAUUUAUACGCAGAUUUGCACCACGCGCAAUACCUAAUUCAGUAAUUGACUUAAUUAUCAUAGUAUAUACAAUACAUUUCCUUCAGAUAAUGAUUGGAUCUUAAAGAUAUGCCUAUCUUCGUGGUCAGAAUAGCGUUAUAAUCCAAGAGAUAACUGUCUAAAAUUGUUUGCAAUAACCUAUUUGUCUUGCAAAUUCUUCUGCAAGAUUAACUUUUAAUGUCAAUUAAGUUAGCAUUUGUUUCUGUCACUAGUUUGUCAAUAAAUAAUAAGCCAAGA